Molecule: messenger RNA, 2557 nt
Organism: Anas platyrhynchos (mallard)
Lineage: Eukaryota; Metazoa; Chordata; Aves; Anseriformes; Anatidae
Gene: PMM1
Product: phosphomannomutase 1
Biological process (GO): GDP-mannose biosynthetic process; mannose metabolic process; protein N-linked glycosylation
Cellular component (GO): cytosol
Molecular function (GO): phosphomannomutase activity
Source: RefSeq, a predicted model, not a curated record
CCUCAGCCGCCACAAGAUGGCGCCGCGGCGCGGUCCCGCCCCCGGGCCGCCCCCGGGCCGCCGGGCGGGCUGGCAGCGGGCGGCAGCGGGGAUGGCGGCGGCUCGGGGCCGGGUGCUCUGCCUCUUCGACGUGGACGGGACCCUGACACCGGCCCGGCAGAAGAUCGAGCCCGAGGUGGACCGGUUCCUGCAGGAGCUGCGCGGCAGGGUGCAGAUCGGCGUGGUGGGCGGCUCCGACUACUCCAAGAUCGCCGAGCAGCUGGGCGAGGGCGACGAAGUCAUCAGUAAGUUUGACUACGUCUUCGCCGAGAAUGGCACCGUGCAGUACAAGAACGGGCGGCUGGUCUCCAAGCAGGCCAUCCAGGACCACCUGGGAGAGGAGCUGCUGCAGGAUCUCAUCAACUUCUGUCUCAACUACAUGGCGCUGCUGAAACUGCCCAAGAAACGAGGAACCUUCAUUGAGUUUCGCAACGGGAUGCUGAACAUCUCCCCCAUCGGACGGAGCUGCACGCCGGAGGAGCGAAUCGAGUUCUCCGAGCUGGACAAGAAGGAGCGGAUCCGGGAGAAGUUUGUGGCAGCCUUGCAGAGGGAGUUUGCUGGCAAGGGCCUGCGUUUCUCCCGAGGCGGCAUGAUCAGCUUUGACGUCUUCCCGGAAGGCUGGGACAAGCGCUACUGCCUCAACGUGCUGGACGACGAGAGGUUUGACACCAUCCACUUCUUCGGGAACGAGACCACCCCGGGAGGGAACGAUUACGAGAUCUACGACGACCCCCGGACGGUGGGGCACAGUGUCCAGUCCCCCCAGGACACGGUGCAGCGGUGCCGCGAGAUCUUCUUCCCAGAGCGAGCUAACGAGUACUGACUGCCAGGGCACGGCCGCCCAAUCCCCCUCUUCCUCCCCCUUCCCCCCCGAGGAAAAGCACCUUCAUUUGAGGAAUCUGCUCAGGGUUGGACUGAAAAACACUUUCCAGAGCUGGUCGGGAGUUAGCCAGCGGGUGGGCGCACGGAAGGGAGCCGCUGCUGGUCAGCCCUGCGGCGCGCCCCGCUCCUGGCUGAGGUUUGCGGGACCAGGCAGUCCGUCCUGCCAGCAACACUGCUCUCUUGCCAGCUUGGACCCCGGGGGGCAGCAGCACCCGCCUGCGGGACCUGGGCGCAUGGCAAGGGGCCAUUCAUAGCCGUGUGUGUGUCUGUCUGUCCGUCCGUCCUUCCCCUUCCUCCUUUCUUCUCUUUUCUGCUGUUUCUCUCCACGCUCCUGCACGAGGGAAGGUGCAGCGCCCGUGUCUCCCCCCUUGCGCAGCCUGGCGAGGGACGGGGAGCUCCCCCUUUUGAAGGCCUCCAGCGAGGAGGCUCCGCAACCUCUCUGGGCAACCUGUGGUGCUGCCUUCCCAUCCUACGUGUCCGGGCGGACCGGGACACACCAAAUCCAGUUCCCGGUGCGAACAGAGAUCGACACCAAUGCAAACCCAAACCUCAGCCUUUGUUCCCGGCCCUUAGGAGCCCCUCGCCACUCCCUGCCGGUGUGUCACAGCCACUGACGCCAGCCUGUGGCUGCCCCAUGCUCCUGUUUUCUCGUUUUUUCUCCCCCUUUCCUUGCACCCCGCACCCAUCCACGCAGCCCCGUUGCUCUUUGCCUCCCACCUGGGGUCUGGAGUGCAAAGAGAAGUUUCCCAGCUGCUGCCACCCAACCACGGGACCAAGCUGCUCAGGAGAGGCACCUGGUGCUCCCACAUCGCCCCGGGCACAGCCCCGAGCGGAUUUGGUGCUGUAGUGGUACGAACAAGGCGCUGUGAGCCUGGCACAGCCGGGGUGCCCUCUUACAUUCAGCAUGUCGGGUCUGUGGUGCACCAGAUUUGCAGGAGUGCAGCGGUCUGCCUGGCGUCCAGAAAUCCCCAACAAAUGCACAAAUUCCUCUGUCUGCCCAGACAAAAUCUGUGAGGGAGAAGAGGACCUUGUUGGAGAAGCCUGAAUGCAGGUGACCCUCUUCACAGGCCACUCUCUUGGCCCUCCCCUGCAACCUUCGUGGAGGAAUCAUCUGUGGUUCUGCUUUCGCUUUCGCUGAGGACCAGGUUAUGUGCGGGUGUUUGGUUUUGAUUGUUUGGGUUUGGUUUCUUUUCCUUGUAAAUCUAUUCCAAGUCAGCAGGUCUCUGGAGAGCUCGGUGCUGCUGAAGGUGCAGGACACCGUGGUGGCCCUGGGGGCUGAGGCGACCUCUUUGUGGAGACACCUCGGGGCCAUCACGCUGUGAGCGAGGGGGGCGACCUGCUUGUCUUGCUACAGCUCUGGCUGGGCUAUUUGGGGUUUCCCAGAGGCAGCGAGGUGCCCCCACACGCCUGUCCCAUAGCGUGACCCCGUGGGGUUUCUCCCACCUGUGUGUGUGAGCGAGUGGAUGUGGUGGGUCCCGUGGCGGGGGCUGUGCUGCCGUACGGUUCUGUGUCUGCGUGAGGAGGGUGGCUCCUGUCUGACUGGUACCAACUGUUAAAUGAGGAAUAAUUUAAUUAAAUACAUAGAUAUAUAUAUAUAAAUCAAUCCUAUUAAAGCCACAAUGUGCAGCUGUCGGAG